Brassica oleracea var. oleracea is the source of this 2489-nucleotide messenger RNA. Its product is annotated as G-type lectin S-receptor-like serine/threonine-protein kinase At1g61480. Gene Ontology annotation, biological process: recognition of pollen; protein phosphorylation. Bases 61 to 2481 code for a protein of 806 amino acids. The transcript is spliced from 7 exons. Gene Ontology annotation, molecular function: protein serine/threonine kinase activity; ATP binding. NCBI's taxonomy places the organism in Eukaryota, Viridiplantae, Streptophyta, Magnoliopsida, Brassicales, Brassicaceae. The record is from RefSeq and is a predicted model, not a curated record.
CACUUUUCUGAAAUAUAUUCUUGGAGACACAAGAAGCAUACUCUUAAUUGUUUUAUCCACAUGAGGACAACGAGGUUUGCUUGCUUGCUAUUGCUUACCAUGCUCUUAAAGUUUAGCCAUGGAUCUAUAACGCCAACAAAUCCUUUGUCAAUAGGCCAAACUCUCAGCUCCUCUAACGAUGUUUAUGAAUUGGGGUUCUUUAGUCCUCAUAACACCCAAGAUCAAUAUGUUGGAAUCUGGUUGAAGGGUACUACUCCCCAGGUGGUUGUGUGGGUGGCAAAUAGAGAAGAUCCUGUUACAGACCCCUUGGCUAAUCUAACUAUUAGCAGCAAUGGAAGUCUUCUGUUAUCAAAUGGUAAAGAUGGCGUUGUGUGGUCCACCGAAGGAACUUUUGCAUCUAACCGGUCUCAUGCAGAACUUUCGAACGAAGGAAAUUUUAUUAUCACAGAAAAUGUUACAGGAAGAAUUCUAUGGGAAAGCUUUGAGCAUCUUGGUAAUACUAUGCUCCCUUUCUCAACCCUCGCGUAUAAUCUCACCACCGGAGAGAAGCAGGUGUUGACUUCGUGGAAAAGUGACACCGAUCCAUCGCCUGGUGACUUCAUGGUCGAGAUUACACCGCAAGUGCCAUCGCAGCUGUUUACUAAGAGAGGUUCUGCGUCUUAUUGGAGAAGCGGUCCAUGGGCUAAAACAAGGUUCAUUGGUAUACCGCUAAUGGAUGCGUCAUUAACAAGUCCAUUUAGCCUUGAGCAGGAUGCAAACGGGUCAGUAUCUUUCACUUAUGUAGACAGAAACAUCAAACCUCCACGUGUAAUGAUAACAUCGGAGGGCCCAGUGAAGAUUUUUCAGCAUAAUGGGAUCGAGUGGGAGUUAGACUUUGAGGUUCCAGCGAAUCCAUGUGAUCAUUAUGGUGUAUGUGGACCUUUUGGACUGUGUGUUAUGUCAUCAUCUCUAACGUGUAAAUGCUUCAAAGGGUUUGUACCAAAAUCCAUUGAGGAGUGGGAAAGAGGAAUCUGGACAGAUGGUUGUGUGAGACGUACCGAACUACUUUGUCAAGGCAAUGUUACCAAUGAAAACAUCUUCCAUCCUAUUGCCAACACAAAGCCUCCAGAUAAUUACGAAUUUACAAGUGCUUCUCAUGCUAAAGACUGCCACCGAAGUUGCCUGGAGAAUUGUUCUUGCUUGGCCUUUUCUUUUAUUAAUGGAAUAGGGUGUUUAGUGUGGAACCAGGAGCUAAUGGACGUAGUGCAGUUUUCUGAAGGUGGAGAGCUUCUGUCCAUUCGUCUUGCAAGCUCUGAAGUAGGUGGAAAUAAUAGCAAGAAGACCAUCGUUGCUAUUGUUGUGAGCCUCUCUCUUUUCGUAAUAUUGGGUUCUGCUUCGUUUGGUUUCUGGAGAUGCAGAGUUAAACAUAAUGCUCUAAUCUCAGCUAUUAUAUCAAAGGAAGCCUCACAAGAUGCAUGGAGGAAUGGUCUAGAACGACAGGAUGUCUCAGGUUUAAAUUUCUUUGAGAUGAAUACCAUUAAAACUGCCACCAAUAAUUUCAGUCUGUCUAAUAAACUUGGACAAGGUGGCUUUGGUUCAGUUUACAAUGGAAUGCUGCAAGAUGAGAAAAAAAUAGCUGUAAAACGUCUUUCUAGCACCUCAGGACAGGGCAAAGAAGAGUUUAUGAAUGAAAUAGUACUCAUCUCAAAAUUACAACACAAAAACUUAGUUCGGAUAUUGGGAUGUUGCAUUGAAGGAGAAGAGAGGCUAUUGAUUUAUGAGUUCAUGUUGAACAAAAGCCUUGAUACUUUUCUCUUCGAUUCAAGAAGAAAGCUUGAGAUUGACUGGCCUAAAAGAUUAAGUAUCAUCCAAGCUAUUGCGCGUGGACUUCUCUAUCUCCACCGUGACUCACACCUCAAGGUUAUUCACCGGGAUUUAAAGGUAAGCAAUAUUCUUUUGGAUGAGAAGAUGAACCCAAAAAUAUCAGAUUUUGGAUUGGCUCGGAUGUAUCAAGGAACCGAAUAUCAGGAUAAUACUCGCAGGGUUGUAGGAACUCUAGGAUAUAUGUCUCCCGAGUAUGCAUGGAGUGGUAUGUUUUCUGAGAAAUCAGACAUCUAUAGCUUUGGAGUGCUGCUGUUGGAAAUCAUCAGUGGAGAAAAGAUUUCAAGAUUCAGCUAUGGCGUAGAAGGAAAAACUCUUAUAGCUUAUGCGUGGGAAUCUUGGUGUAAAAAUGGAGGAAUUGAUCUUUUGGAUAAAGAUAUUUCUGACUCAUGUCAGCCAUCAGAAGUUAAGAGAUGUGUUCAGAUUGGUUUGCUCUGUGUUCAACACCAACCUGCCGAUAGACCCAACACACUUGAGUUACUGUGUAUGCUCACCACAACAUCAGAUCUUCCGUCACCUAAACAGCCCACAUUUGUAGUGAACACGCGAAAUGAAGAACCCGUGUCUAAGGGUUUGAUCAGUGUCAAUGAGAUGACACAGUCUCUGAUUCUUGGGCGUUAAGAAAUAAG